CCAGGCUGGACGCCCCCCCGCGAUGCCGUCGGUGUGGAUCUGUGCACGUGGGACCCCGCGGUGCGGCGCGAUUCCUUCCACGGCUUCAAUGCGCGGCACCAGGACAGCAGCGACGACCUGACGCAAGCGGGGGGGCCGCAGGAUGAGAACCUCCUCGUGCAGGACGGGGGGGGCACCGGGGGAACCCCGUGGGAAACGGCCCCCCCCGCGGCCGAGCAUCUGCCGCCGCAAAGCCCCCCCCGGCGGCCCCCCCUUCCCACAGCCACAGAGCGCUGGGAGCUGGAGCAGCUGCUGGGGGGCUGCGGGUUGGGGGGGGGCCAGGAGGAGAACCCCCCCGGCGCCCCGCAGGGACCCCCCGUGCCCCAUAGCGCCCCCGUGCCCCAUAGUGCCCGCAGCGACUCGGUGCCACAUCCAGACUCUGUGCCCCAUAACAUCGUGGCGCCCCAUAGCGCCGCCGUGCCCCAUAGCGCCCGCAGUGACGCCGUGCCCCAUCCAGACUCUGCGCCCCAUAACAUCGUGGCGCCCCAUAGCGGCCCCGUGCCCCAUCCAGACUCUGCGCCCCAUAACAUCGUGGCGCCCCAUAGCGGCCCUGCGCCCCACAGAGACCCCGUGCCCUACGGCCCCGUGGCACCGCAUGCAGGUUCUGCGCCCUAUAGAGAUCCCACGCCCCAUAGCAGCCCUGCGUCCCAUAGCGCCGCGGCAUCCUAUGGCACCACCGUGCCCCAUAGCGGCCCUGGCACCCAUAGGGACCCCGUGCCUCGUAACGCUGCGGCAUCCUAUGGCACGCUGGCGCCCCACAGGGACCCCGUGCCCCAUAGCUGCCCCGUGCCCCAUAGCUGCUCCGUGCCCCAUAGCUGCCCCGUGCACCGUAGCCUUUCAGCACCCUAUAGCACCCUGCCACCCCAGAGCGACCCCGUGCCCCACAGCUGCUUCGUGCCCUAUAGCGCCCUGCCCCCCCAUGCUGACCCUGUGCCCCAUGGCGCCGCCGCGCCCUGUUGCCCCCUGGAGCCCUAUGGCACCCCGACACCCCACGGCCACUCGGUGCUUCACAGUGCCGCAGCGCCCCAUAGCAGCCCCACAGCCCACAGCCCCCCAAUAUCCUACAGCCCCCCCGCGUCCUACAGCCCUCCCACGCCUUACAGCCCCUCCCCGCCCUAUAGCACCCCGACACCCUACAGCACCCCAAUGACCUGCAGCCCCACGGCAUCCUACAGCCCCCCAUCUCCCCACAGCCCCCUGACACCCUAUAGCCCCCCGCCCCCCAGCCCCCCAACCUAUAGACCCACAGCAUCCUACAGCCCUCCUGUUGCUUAUGGUACCCUGACACCCUAUAGCAGCACUCCGGCACCUCAGAGCACCCAGGCGCCCUAUAGCACCCAAAGUGCCUACAGCACUCACGUGCCCCAUAGCCCCUCGACACCCCAUAGCACCCCGUCACCCUAUAGCAGUCCAUCACCUUGUGGCACACUGACACCCUAUAGCAGCACUGCGACAUCCCACAGCGGCACCUCAGCACCCCACAGCACCCAAAGUGCCUUCAGUCCCCCGACACCCCAUAGCCCCCCAUCGCCCUAUAGCAGUCCAUCACCUCGUGGCACACUGACACCCUACAGCAGCACUGCGACACCCCAUAGCGGCACCUCAGCGCCCCAUAGCGGCACCUCAGCACCCCAUAGCACCCACGUGCCCCAUAGCACCCAAAGUGCCUUCAGUCCCCCGACACCCCAUAGCCCCCCAUCGCCCUAUAGCAGUCCAUCACCUCAUGGCACGCUGAUACCCUACAGCAGCACUGCGACACCCCAUAGCGGCACCUCAGCACCCCAUAGCACCCAAAGUGCCUUCAGUCCCCCAACACCCCAUAGCAGCACCUCAGCGCCCCAUAGCGCCCACGUGCCCCAUAGCACCCAAAGCGCCUUCAGUCCCCCGACACCCCAUAGCACCCCAUCGCCCUACAGCAGCACUGCGACACCCCAUAGCGCCCACGUGCCCCAUGGCACCCAAACCCCAAUGGCGCCCCAUAGCCGUGGCCACGCCCAUUUCGAACACGCCCACUUUGGCCACGCCCACUCAGGCCCCGCCCUCCAGCGCCGCCCCAGCUUGGCCCCGCCCCCUCGCAGUCUGUGCCCGGGGGGCGGGGCCGAGGAAGGGGGGCGGCGCCGAGCGCAGCGAUCGCUGUCCGAAGGGGCGGGGCCUGCGCUGGCCACGCCCCCCUGCCCCCUCUGCGAGCCACGCCCAUUCCCUGUGGGACCCCCCCCCAAAAUUGGAACCCCGGGGAGCCCCGGAGAGACGGCGGAG
Phasianus colchicus (ring-necked pheasant) is the source of this 2295-nucleotide messenger RNA. The record is from RefSeq and is a predicted model, not a curated record. Lineage: Eukaryota; Metazoa; Chordata; Aves; Galliformes; Phasianidae.